AUGAACUAUAUUUUUUUCGUAUUCUUCAGACUUUAAUCAUCUCUUGCGGUAAAAUCCAUUUUAGUUCUGGUCUAAAUGCAUAGAACUGUUUUUCUUUAAUGACUAUAUAAUCAUAAAAUAUUUAUAACCCCAAAAGCAAAAUACAUAUCUAAUCACUUGUUUUUCACCGCAUUUCCAGCGUCAACUCUACUCGAUGACAACUAUAAAACCCUAAGCCCACCUAAUACUUUCCUUACCAAUCCCAAGUUCCCAACGAUCACUCUCCCUCUAUCUCUCUUUCCCACACACAAACCAAAACAAGAUCCAAAAGAAAAUGGCCCUCGUAAAGCUACUUGUGACCAUCGCAAUAACAACCGCAAUCACAAUCGCAGUCAUCACCACCAGAACCACCACCACCGUGGAACGCACGAGCUUUGAUGCACCGAGAACGCAAACUACAAGGCCGAGCAGGUUCUUGGCUCAGAAGGAAGUAGGCGAGCGAAGCCCUAGCGCGGCGGACCAUUGCAACAAGGAUCCUGAGAUAUGUAGCCUCUACGGAGGGGGAGGAAGCAACUCGACGGUGACGUGCUGCAACAACAAAUGCAUUGACGUGGCCAGUGACGACAAGAACUGUGGCGCGUGUAAGAACAAGUGCAAGUUCUCACAGACGUGUUGUCAAGGCCAAUGCGUUUACUUGAGUUACGACAAACGCCACUGUGGACAAUGUAACCAUUCGUGUGAGCAGGACGAGUUAUGCGUCUACGGUCUCUGUAACUACGCGUGAUCGAUCCAUCGGGUGGUGGCGUAUUCUACUAAUUAAGUACUAACAAAGAAACUAAAGCUAAUUAAAAGGGUCUAUUUAUGAUAACGUGAACAUGUAUUUAAAAUAUAUAUUGGAUGUUGCGUCCAGUUAAUUGAAGAACAUAAGUGGUGAGUGCAAUACUGAAGCCCAUUAUGUUUUGGAGGAAUAAAAAAGAAACGAUCUCGAGGAACAUCCUCUUCAAGUAACAAAAUAAUUUAUACACAUGAGUUAUGUAGUUUGACAAACUUAAACGACAUUUAUAUGAAUCUGAAUGGUAAAGUCUUUUAGAGAUGUAAGAUAUUCUUACUAAUGAGCUAAAGAUAUAAAUCGCAUGGUUUUUAGUUUGGCAAAAGGAAGUGGAUUCGCUAUACUGAAAACUUAGUUUCCAUAGCUCUAGGAGUAGAGAUCUCGUCUCUGCAGGUUCGGAGCUCAACCUAAUGCGGCACCGGAUUCGGACCGCAGGUCAUCUAGGUUGUUUCAUUGUGCUUGCUUCAUAAAAGAAGUUAUAUUCCCUUUAUUUACAGAGUAACGUUUACAAUAUAUACAAGUGAUCCUGGUACAACUUCCCUAAGAAUAUGGCAUGUAAAUCUUAACAACAAAAUCUCGAAUAUGAAAGAGGAAUAAUCCAUAUUCUUUCACUCUCCCGCAGUCGACUGAUUUGACGGUUAGGUUGCCUUGAAAGUCUUUCAACAAUGUAGUUGGCAAGCUAUUUGUAAAAAUAUCUGUGUACUGUAAAGAGGAGGGUACGUGCAACACUUUAACUUGACCCAUGGCGAUCUUCUGUCUAAAAUGAAUGUCAAUCUCUAUAUGCUUUGUAUGUUGAUGCUGAACUGGGUUGUUGGACAUGUAAACCGAGCUUGUGUUGUCACAGUACACAAUGGUGGCCUGGGACACUGUAGUUCAAGUAGAAGGAUUGCGUAUCCAACAAAUUUCUGCAACUGCAUUCGCUAUAUUUUUGUAUUCAGCCUCUGCGCUUGACCGAAACACUGUAGGUUGCGUUUUGAAGACCAAGAAAUGAUGUUUUCACCUAGGUAGAGACAAAACCCUGUCGUAGUGACGUAGAAUAACAAGCUUCCGAACAGCCUGCCCAAUCAACAUGAGAGUAAGCCACCAACUCGUUGAGAGAAGAACGAAAUAGUUGUAAUCUGAGGGUCAGAGUUCCUUGAACAUAACAUAUUAUCCACUUGAGUGCAUGCAUAUGUUGCAUCGUGGGGGCAUGCAUGAAAAAGUAUACCUGCUGAACUCCAUAAAUGAUAUCAUGCCUUGUGAAGGUGAGAUACUGUAAGACACCAGCUAGACUCCGGUACUCGGUCGGGUUAUCAAUUUCACAACUGAACAUAGAAUAAUAGUAUAAUAUUUCGAAGUUUGUGAAAAUAAACACAAAAACAUAUUGAAUGAAUAAAGUAACACAUGUGCCGGCUUAAAACUAUAUUGGACCCUUGGACAAAUUUUUUUUAUAUAUUAUAAUUGGUUAAGCAUGAUAUUUUAGAUCCUUUUUGUAAGAAACAAACAUAAAUAUGGACCAUUUUUAUCAUUAAAUUUAGUUAAUUUUAAGAUGGACCUAUGGCAUAUGCCAUGUUUGCCACCCCUUAGAGCUGGCAAUACAGAGCCACCUAAAAACAUUAGAACAUGAUUAUUGGAGGUUUUUAGAG
Brassica napus (rape) is the source of this 2433-nucleotide messenger RNA. RefSeq names its product stigma-specific STIG1-like protein 1. The transcript has a single exon. The record is from RefSeq and is a predicted model, not a curated record. The coding region runs from base 314 to 763 and encodes 149 amino acids. Lineage: Eukaryota; Viridiplantae; Streptophyta; Magnoliopsida; Brassicales; Brassicaceae.